Messenger RNA from Stylophora pistillata, 771 nucleotides. RefSeq lists its product as uncharacterized. Gene Ontology annotation, cellular component: vacuole; membrane. The record is from RefSeq and is a predicted model, not a curated record. NCBI's taxonomy places the organism in Eukaryota, Metazoa, Cnidaria, Anthozoa, Scleractinia, Pocilloporidae. Gene Ontology annotation, biological process: regulation of intracellular pH.
AUGGACAAUUUCUGCUUUUACACGUUUGGUGUGAUCACCUUCUUCAACCAAGAGAUGCUGUUUAUAGCAUCGCAGGAUAUUCUCAGCGGACGGAAUCUACCCUCAGCUACAAUUCUGGUCUGUUAUGUAACACCUUUGAUGACCACGAAAAUUAUCGCGCCGUGGUUUGUAGAGAGGAUUUCGUACUUAUUAAAAGUGUUCUCCAUAGUCCUUUGUAUGACGCUUGGAAUGGCUCUGGUUGUUUUCAUGGAAGACAUACGACUUAAACUUGUGGGAAUUGCUUUAAACGCGAUGGCAACUGGAAUUUCUGAAGUGGUAUUCCUUGCUUUAGCUUCGUUUUAUCCUCAGAUUUCCAUCAGUUCGUUCGUCGCUGGCACUGGUACGGCUGCGUUGAUCUCUCCACUUUACUACACGAUGUUGGAAAUAGCGCAACUGAUUUUCUUCUUGUUCCAAUCAUGGUACCAUUUUGUCUCGUUUAUUUGGAUAAUAGUCUGUCUUUGUUUCACUCUUGGUUUGGUCGACGGCAUGAUAGCUGUGCACUCACCUCAUGCCGUUGCGCGGUACGUUGAGCCCGAGGAGAAAGAGUUUGCCCUGGGACUGAUAACAGCCGGUAACUCUGUGGGCGCAUUUGCGGGAGGAUUGGUUGGGUUGACUGUGGAAUCAUAUCUCAUGGAGCAUUGCGUGAAGCAGUUCUCAAAAAGCAAAAAGUUCUGUUUUACCAGGCAUAAGAAUAUUUCCGGUUGGGAAAGAAAUAUUCACUGUUCUAAGUGA